This is a messenger RNA of Hydractinia symbiolongicarpus, 1822 nucleotides long. RefSeq names its product histamine H2 receptor-like. Gene Ontology annotation, biological process: G protein-coupled receptor signaling pathway. The record is from RefSeq and is a predicted model, not a curated record. Gene Ontology annotation, cellular component: membrane. The transcript has a single exon. Lineage: Eukaryota; Metazoa; Cnidaria; Hydrozoa; Anthoathecata; Hydractiniidae. Gene Ontology annotation, molecular function: G protein-coupled receptor activity. The coding region runs from base 314 to 1378 and encodes 354 amino acids.
CUACAAGUAUAAAAAGUUGUGUCGCAAUAUUAAAUUUUCAAUAUUAGCUUCCUAAAAUAUUGGUAACAAAUACGAGAAUUUUUUGAAGAUUUAUAUUUUUUUGUGCUGAUUUUUUCUUUCUUUAUUGACUUGCUAUAUUUGGAACGCAAAUGUUGAAGCCACUUGCUAUGCAAACAAUUGUAAUUUCAAAGUAUGUCUAAUAAACAAGAGGCAGUUGUAUUUAUUUUUCUAAUCAUGAUAAUUUAUUUAUUUAGAAAGCACUCGGAGAAUCUGAAUAAAGUUAGAACAAAAACUCUACUGAACGAGUCACAAAAUGGCGUUUGCAGAUAAACCACAAGAAUUAAUGAUGGAAGAUGGCGACUACUAUGGCAUUAUACAAUGCCCAAGUGUUGGACUAUACUACAGUGAAACAAGUUCGUACCAGUACAAUCUACUAGCAGUUGGUUUGUUUAACAUUUUCUUUUCAAUACCAACCUUCAUCUUCAACUUUUUAAUUUUGCUGACUUUCAUAAAACAGACCAAUCUUCGCAAACUUGGCAACACCAUUUUAAUAAGUUUAUCGCUGUGUGAUCUACUAAGCGGGAUGAUAGCACAGCCAGUAUUGGUAUCUCUGAUUGCUAUUUUACUGACCAAAAAACCAACGGAAAUCCCCUGCGACCUCGUCACUUCGUCCAGCGUUCUUGGGUACACUUUGGCAUGUAUAUCCUUGUUAACGGUCUCGUUUAUAUCACUUGAAAGAUAUCUUGCCAUUUUCCAUCCAUUCUUAUACGAACGAAGUGUCACAAAAAGAUGGUUAUACACUGGUUGCGCUUCUAUAUGGGUUGUAUCUAUUGUAAUGAUGCCUGCUUUGUUGUUGGUUAAAAUUUUACACGUAUAUUUUUUCUGGGUCAAUGCUAUCUUGAUUACAUUCACAUAUGUCUGGAAUACGUUCAUCUAUGUGAGAAUUACAACACGAGCAAAUGAGCUACGACGCGAGCAAAGAACCUUGCAAUCCCGUUUUGGUGCACCUAAGGCGCCCGGAUGCAAUCAAUCAAAAGCCACCAAAGUCGCCGGUUCAAUCAUUCUAGCGUUACUUUUGUGUUAUUUACCCCAAGUUGCAGUGUCAGUAUGGCAGUUGAUUAAGAAAAGUCGUUUUUUGUACGAGUAUUGCGAGUAUUGGACAAUGACCUUUGGACUUUUGAAUCCCGGCUUGAAUCCAAUAUUUUAUUGUUACUACAAUUCACAAAUUCGAAAAGAGUUAUUUCUGCUUCUUGGUUUUUCACCACAUAACGUGAGUCCAGCUAACUCGAAUAGCACCACACCACAAAUUUUACCACAUAGAAUGGUUAACGACACAAAGAAAAAAAGAAGCGCAACGUCUAUAACAUUCGCUGAUUAAAACUAUUAAAUUUAAUUUUCAACACUUUGUUUAUCCUUAAUAUUUUUGACACACCAAACUAAGAAUUGAGGAACUCUUAAGCCCAUGUAAAACCAGCGUAAAUUUAAUACUAAUAUUAUUUUUGUUGUUGUUGUUGUUGCUGUUGUUGUUUCCGUUCUUGUUGUUUUUGUUUGUUUGCUUGUUGUUGUUGUUCUUAGUUUUUUGUUGUUGUUUUUAAAACCACACAAGAAGAUUUUAACAUAUCAUCUGUACAUUGCUGUUUUUAUUUUGUAUAUAUGUAAGUAAUAAUCUAACCUCACUGAAGAGGAACACAAGUGUUUGCUGACCUGAGGUUCAGUUGUUUCAUAAAUAUAAAACUACACACAAACAUUUUAUGUGCAAUGUAUAUAAAUUAUUAUAUGGCAUACGAAAGGAAAGAAUCAAUGUUUGAGGUUUGGCCUCCAA